AUGGGGAGACCGAGCAAGGGGCGGCAGCGCAUCGAGAUCCGCCGCAUCAAGGAUGCCGGCCGGCUCGAGGUCACCUUCUCCAAGCGUAAGUCCGGCCUGCAAAAGAAGGCAUCCGAGCUCUUCCUGCUCUGCGGCUCGCCCGUCGCCCUGGUCGUCUUCUCCCUCGGCAAAAAGGCGUUCGCGCUGGGCACUCCCUCUGUUGACGAUGUCCUCCGCCGCUACGCUCCGAUCCCCGGCGAGGAGCUGGACGCCAAGCUCCUUGCGGUGCUUCAGGACACAGACGAUGCGAGCGCUAUCGCCGACCGCGCGGAGGCGGAGGCCAUUGUGCGGCGAACGGAGGACACCAGGGCGCGUUCGGCGACGGAGAAGGCACGGAUGGACGCCAUCGGGAAGGCGGUGAGGCAGGCCGCGGCAAAGGCAGGUAGAAAGUUCUGGUGGGAGGCGGACUCCGACCAGCUCGGGGAGGAUGAGCUGCCAGAAUUCGCCAAGGUGCUCCGCCGCCUCAGGGUCAACUUGCAGCGCCAUUUGGACUCGCUGUCGGCCUCGGCCUCUGCUAGGCAGCUACAUUUUCCUGAUGCAGAGGAUAAUCUUACCUUCAAUGAUACCAUGAUAGCUCUUCAAUUGAUGCGCACACAGUUUCCAAAGCUGGAUAAGGUUGUGGCACAGCCAUUCAUUUUGCAGUCACAAUUGUAUAGCAGCGUGAAGGAUAGAACACAAGUUGACAGAGACUUGGAGUCAUUCAAGAAAGACAAAGUGUUACGAAUAUUCAAACUUAGUUCUGGGCAGGAUGAUCAUGCAAUCAUGUUCAUGGAUGAUUAUUUGAAACAGGUCGCUUUUGCUAUUAAACGCUCAGGGGGUAAAGACCAAGAUGGUAGUGAAGUAUUUGAGUGGUUUGAGAGAUAUGUGGUCCCUUCAAAACUGGAUGUUAGCAUAAAUCAAAUAGAGCUGUGCUCACUGUUAUCACGGGGCGGUGAUGUAACAGACAAACAUAUCACACUGUUGAUGAAUGCUGGUCUCUUAACUCGCCAACUUAUUGAUCCAAAUAUUUACUGGUUUUCUAUUCCAAGAAUUGGCCCCAUAUUGAAAGGACUAUCCCAGGGCAGGAAAGAAAUUCUUUCGCUGUUGAACCGUAGAAACUACAAGGAGAUGCUGCUCUCUUCUCUGGAGAAUACGAAGUUAAGAUUGUCACCUCUUGAUACACGGUUCCUCCUUCGCGAUUUGAUUGGAUCUGGGCACAUAAAAACAGUUCAAACACCCACUGGUUUGCUUGCUCGCAUAUCAAGAGAUUGA
Miscanthus lutarioriparius is the source of this 1290-nucleotide messenger RNA. The record is from the annotation of a GenBank genome assembly. Lineage: Eukaryota; Viridiplantae; Streptophyta; Magnoliopsida; Poales; Poaceae.